UAAUAUUACUUGUGCCUUAAGUUUUCAUCAGCUACCAUUUUUCCAAAUUCUCCAUUACUUGCCAUGUCUUCAACAGAUAAUAAGACUUUUAAUGAUGGAUUCAUCAAUUUGAAAGCUGUUAUGGUUUUGUAAAUCUAAAAAUUUGCAAAGUAAUAUUCUAAAUAAUUAAUCCAACUUAAUAAAAGUAAAUAUAACAAAAAUACUUACAUCAAUAAUUUCUGAAGUUGGAGGAGUUAAGGUUCCAUUAAAUACAGCUGUGAAACCGACAAUAAUAUGGGUACAGAGGUAAGGGUCAACAUAGUUAGAAGGUAACUGCCUACUAUGAGUUGAAUUGCUAAGUAUAACAUAGUAACACACAAUUCUAUAUUGAUUUGGGACCAAAGAUUGAUCUCCAUGAAAUUCAUUUCCCUGGCAGCUUACUUUUUUAUAUUUAUUAAGCUUUUCGAUAUUUUUAAAAAGAUCUUCAUACCGGUGGCAUCUCGGACAAUCUAUAACAAUGAAAUAGGACUAAAAAUAAAUAAAUAAAUAGGACUCAGUAAAGUGAUAAGUUCCUAAACUCUGCGCUUCCUCCUUAUCUUAACUGGGCAAAAUGAUACUAUCUAUGAGCUGAGUUUAAGAACUUGUCCAAGCUAUGCAUUAACUCAGAAAAACAUUUCCUGGCAGUUAGCAAGAUAUGCCAGUAUGAAUAAUCGCUUUAUAGUAAGUAAUAAUCCAACUUGCUCAGUCAUAUUAUGAAGUAGUGCCGAAUCAUUAUUGGGUAACGGCUUGAUAGAAACAUCUAUAGAAGUCUUUGUUAAACAAAAAAAAAUAUAAUAAAUAUAAACAGUACCUGUGUUCCCAUCUACAUAACUGUAAUGCGCAUACAUCAUGAUUAAACAUAGUGACAGGAAAAUUAUAAAACAGGCAAAAAUACUAUCCAAUAAACAAUGUUUCAGAGCAGGGUCUUUUCUUUUGUUAUCCUGUUUCUCAGAGCCUAAGUGACUUUGCCUAUUUAAAAAUAAUCCAAAACUGUACGUUACUGCUGAAAUAUCUGAGUAUAUCUAUUAUGGAAUGACCAUCCACUUACCUCUGGUUUGAAGAAUUAUAAGUUUUAUCUAAAUUAGUAAAAUUUAUCACUGUCAUUCUUCAAAUUUAUAACAUUUGACCAUAAAUUGAAGACUAAGUAUCUGUUAUCAAAUAACAAAGUUGAUAAUUACACGACUAACAACCUAUAUUAAGCCAUUCCCGAAUAAAACUACGUAAAAUCCCUACUAUCAAUUGCUAAGUAGAUAAUCUUCAUCUCAAUAACAAAACACCCCAUAACGAGGAAGUAAACAAUAAGAUAACUAGAUAAUUGCUAAUGUCAUUCAGCCAUUAUUUAUUUUGAAAACCAAGUUCCACUGGCUCCUGAAUGGUUGGCAACAGUGAUUAUUAUUAAAGGACUCCAUAUUGGAAAGAGGAUAAUGUCAUAGAAUGUAUUAAUUUUAGUGUUUUAAAUGUUUUUAGCAUGGAUGAAACGAAAGUUAUAUAUCAUAUUGACGAUGAAGAAACUCCAUAUUUAGUGAAACUUCCAAUUGCCCCGGAAAAAGUUACCUUAGCAGACUUUAAAAAUGUUCUUAACAGACCGAACUACAAAUAUUUUUUUAAGUCUAUGGACGAUGAUUUUGGAGUCGUUAAAGAGGAAAUAAUUGAUGAUGAAGCUCAUUUGCCUUGUUUUAAUGGUCGAGUCGUUUCUUGGUUGGUGUCUGCUGAUGGUAGUAAUGUAUCUGAUGGAACUUCUCAAUGUACAGAAAGUGCGAGUCAUUCAGAUGGUAAAAGCCAUCCAGAAAGACAUAAAGACAUACCGCAUGGUGGUGCCCAUUCUUCGCACCAUCAUGGCUCAAAUGACCUGAGUUGCACUGAAACGGAGUCAGUAAUUAGUUCGCGUCCUGGAGGUCAUCAUGGCCAUCAUGAAUCGAGAAUACAUGACAAGUACCACAAGUACAAUGGUCACAAAGUUAAUGGACAUGUAAAAUCAAGAUUACAUGGUUAUGAGUCUUCAUCCAUGCUUAGUUCAGAUUUGGAAACUACCAGUUUUCUUGAGAGUGAAGAUGAUGCAUCUAGUAGAAUUACAACAACGACUGGUAGAGCUACUAAUUUAUCAGUGGACCGAAAUACAAUUGAAAGCAGUAGCGUUAUGUGUCGGGGAAGGAGAAGAGCACAACGAAGGGUAAGGCGGCAGCGUGCUCCCAUGUCGAGGACAUCUUCUUACUCUUCCAUCACUGAUUCAACGAUGAGUCUCAACAUUAUUACUGUCACCCUAAAUAUGGACACUGUCAAUUUUCUUGGAAUCAGCAUUGUUGGGCAGAGUAACAAGGGGGGUGAUGGAGGAAUCUAUGUUGGUUCUAUAAUGAAAGGGGGGGCGGUAGCCUUGGAUGGAAGGAUAGAACCAGGUGAUAUGAUUCUUCAAGUAAAUGAUAUUAAUUUUGAAGACAUGUCUAAUGAUGAGGCUGUGAAAGUUCUGCGUGAAGUGGUCCAGAAACCAGGGCCUAUCAAAUUAGUUGUGGCCAAGUGUUGGGAUCCUAAUCCAAAGGGGUACUUUACCAUUCCAAGGACUGAACCUGUGAGGCCAAUAGACCCUGGAGCUUGGGUUGCACACACGGCAGCCAUCAGAGGUAAUAGCGAAACCUAUCCAUUAAGGCCUCCAUCAAUUUCAACAUUAGAUUCUAACAGUUCUUCCAUCACCUCCUCUAUACCUGACCUAGACCGGGCAAUAGAUGAUCUCCAUCUCACUACCAAUACUGAUAUGUUGACCAUCGUCAGGGCUAUGGCUCGCCCAGAUUCCGGACUGGAAAUUAGAGAUAGGCUAUGGCUAAAAAUAACAAUACCUAAUGCAUUUAUUGGUGCUGAUGUGGUAGAGUGGUUGGAGACACAUGUUGAAGGUUUUACGGACAAGAGGGAUGCCAGGAAAUAUGCUUCUCAGAUGUUGAAAGCUGGAUACAUCAGGCAUACAGUCAACAAAAUCACUUUCUCUGAGCAGUGUUAUUAUGUUUUCGGUGAUCUACUUUCUUCAGAGUUAGGUAAUCUUAAGCUGGACGACGGAGGGAUUAUUGGAGAAGUAGACACUGUUGGACCUUUGCCACCGCCAUUGCAGCCUCCAUCCUGGCCACACCCUUACGCAACCACCUACCUUCCGUACGGACCUCUCUCCUACCAUCAGGCGUACACCAAUGAUGCUCCCUUGUAUGGAUAUGUUCCACCACCACCACCUCCUCGAGAGGAGAGUGUUCAUAGUGCUUCAGGAGGUAGCAGUAAUGGUAGUGAAGAAUCACGUUUGAAGAAGAAUGGAGGAGGUAGUGAAAGAGGUGUAAGAUCCAACUCAAGGUCGAGCGGGUCGUCUGCUGCAACAGCAACUCCACCGCAGGACGGGGAUUUGUCGGCGUCUCGGCAGUCGUUCAGGAUAGCUAUGGGCAACCCUUAUGCGGCUUUUUGUCGAUAGAUUCCUUUUGCAUUGUCAAUUAUAGUUGAAACGUUUAAGUAGUUUGUCAGUAGUUUUUUCUUCACUAAUUGGAUAAAUUGGAUUUAUGGUGCUUUACAGAACAAAAAAAAAAGAAACUUUUUAGUGACAGUUUUUUAAAAAGUUAAUAAUCAUAGAUUAUUCAGUGUUGAACCAGCGUUCAGAAGUGCUAUGAAUGUUAUAAAUUUAUCCUAUAAAAUAUUUUUGUUUUUGCAUGUUUGUUUCAAUCAAUGUUUUACAUACUUUAGUUAACUCAUUUUAUUCCUGAAAUAAUUUUAGUUUUUACAAAACGUGCUUCCCUUUAUGCUACCAUUAACUUUUUAUCACUUGUUUAAAGGAUAUUCUUUCAGUAUGACAAUUCAUUCUAUUGAUAUAAGUAGAAACCAAAUAUUAUUAUUUUUAACUGUUAACCAAUAAGGAUGGUGAAAAGUUUUGAUCCUGGCUGUCUUACUUCUCUUAUUUAUUUAUGUAUCAUACUCCUGUUAUAAAUUGAAUCAGCUUCUCUCUCAGAACCAGUUCGAUAGAAUGACUUUAUUGUCUAUCUCUCUUAGUCAUAAGUUAAAUACUACAAAAUCUUGGCAAUCCAUGUAGAAUGAAAACCUAUCGAGUAAACAAAAAGUUAUUAAAAAGUCAGUAAAACCAAAGCAAAGGAAAUACUGCAGGUUUUUAAAAAAUCAGUAAAAUCAAAGUAAAGUAGUUUCUCGAAUCCAGAGAACAGCAGUAUAUGAAACAGUUUUAUGCCUUUAAACUCUUUAUUUAUUAUAGUUUCUGAGAUACCAGAUACCAUGAAUUAUUCAGAUUAGGAGAAAAUUAAGGCUUUAUACCCUAAAGAAAUUGUACCAACUCUCUAGUGGGUAAAAAAACGUCGUAGACGAGAACAGACAAUCUUUUAUAGUAGAUUCUUCUAUAUUUUACUGCUUUCUACUCCAAUCCCCGAAUUUUCAGGGAUUUUUAAAUCGAAUUACUAUUUCUUUUUAAAACAUAACACAGCCCAAACCUCUUUAAAAUUAAAUCAUAUAUAACAGAAAUAAUAUGAAAACAGAUAAGUGAUAUGAUAUAUAGUUAUACAUGGUCAUGAUUUUAUAUAAGAAUAUAAUCAAUACCUUUUAUUGGUUAAAAUCAUUCGCUUAAAAAUGUGUGUGUGUGUGUAUAUAUAUAUAUAUAUAUAUAUAUUCGGGUUAGGGGUCAAAUAUAUAACUAACCGUUAUAACUGAUCCAUAGGUUCGAACUAGAAUAACGUCGAGUACUAUAUUUUUGAAAUAAAUUUGGUUUUAUUUCACUAAAACUUUAAACAGAGAUUUUAAACCUUUUUUGAUUUUUUAUACAACAAUAAUUAAUCACAUAUGGAUAUUUCAACAAUAUGUGAAACUUUUAAAUAUUUAUAAAAUAAAUAUCACUUUUUAUUCCCUAUCAUCCUCCCACCUGAGGAGUUUUGAAUUGUUUCAUACAAUUCAAAAAUAGUAAGGAAACAUAACCGAAGGAACUCUCUUCCAUCUUUAAAUCCUAGAAUUCCUCUUUUUCUUUUUCUUCUCUUUUUUGAAUGCUUCUUUUUCUUAGAAGUAUCUCUUUUGAUCCAUUCUGUUUCAUAUGAAGAUGACUCCUAACCCUAUAUUUGAUCCCUAACCUGAAUAUAUAUAUAUAUAUAUAUAUAUAUAUAUAUAUAUAUAUAUAUACAUAUACAUAUAUCAUUUUUAUCAUUCUUCUCUUUUUGGAUCCUUUGAGGCAAUUUCUAAGGGUGGGUAUUUUUCAAAGUAUCAGCUUCUAUCUUUAUAAAGCCAAGAUAACUUUCAUAUAUAACCAAGAAUGGUCUAAAACUUAACUCAUCAGAACUUUUGUCUUCUCCAGUCUGUGUUUCUUCAUUGAGAUCAGUGUCGACUUCCUUUCUUGUCAGGCAAUGAUUCUCCUAAAAUUAUCGCUCAGUCAGAGGAAUUAACUAAAUCUUCUUCUCUCACUGCCAGGACAUUUCCAGCAACUCCAGGACCAAAUCCUAAUUUUCUUUGAGUAAUAUUUGGAUCAAAGUCAGGUUGUAAUUCAUAAGGUGGAUAAUAUUUCUUUCCGUAACUUUUUAUUUUGGCUGGUCUACAGCCUUCCAUGCCAUUUUAAUUUUCAGUCGCUACGAGCAUUUCUUUUUCUUUUUGACUUUCUUUUCUCCUAGCCUCCUUCAAACUAGCACAGGCUUUCGAAGAAACAUAUCUGGACUUAUCAUUUUUAAUAUAAAUUUCUCCAUCUUUAUCCUCAAUUGUCCUAAUGCUAUCUUCAUUAGCAUCAUCUUUAUCACAUGUGUCUUCAUCUUCAUCCUUUAAUCUUCUUAUGCUAUCUUCCUUAGCAUCAUAUUUACCAUACAUGUCUUCAUCUUCAUCCUAAAAUGUUCUAAUGCUAUCUUCAUUAGCAUCAUCUUUAUCACAUGUGUCUUCAUCUUCAUCCUUUAAUCUUCUUAUGCUAUCUUCCUUAGCAUCAUAUUUACCAUACAUGUCUUCAUCUUCAUCCUCAAAUGUUCUAAUGCUAUCUUCAUUAGCAUCAUCUUUAUCACAUGUGUCUUCAUCUUCAUCCUUUAAUCUUCUUAUGCUAUCUUCCUUAGCAUCAUAUUUACCAUACAUGUCUUCAUCUUCAUCCUUAAAUCUUCUAAUGCUAUCUUCCUUAGCAUCAUCUUUACCAUACAUGUCUUUACCUUCAUUCUGAAAUGUUCUAAUGCUAUCUACAUUAUCGUUAUCUUUAGCAUAUAUGGUUUUAUUUUCAUAGUAAAAUGCUCCGACACCAAAAAGCUGGCCAUGGAUUGAUGAUGUAUUUUUUAUUUCACAAACUUUCAAAGGAGUUUCUACCAAACCAAAUCUUCUUUUGUCAAAACCCGAAUUAACACAAUGUUGAUCAUUAAUUCUAAUAGAAAUUUUAUCACCUUUAGUGACGUUCUGGUACUUAAUUUUAACAAUCUCAUACCUUUUCCUAUAUUCAUCAGUCACUUCCUCAUCUGAUAUCAUUUCUUCACAGGAUACACCAUUUUCUAUUGAAAGAUCUAAUAUUUCCUUUUGAAUCAAUUCCAAAAUCUCAAACUUCUCGUUCAAAAGCUCCAAGUAAGCGUACACCUCUUCAAAAUUAUCACAUUUAAUCAAUUGUUCUAACUCGUUAGCACUACUUGUGAAGUCAGCGCGGAAAAUUCUUCUUAUCGUCUUCUUACCUUCCAUUUUGAACCCAUUCAAACUAUAUAAUAGAGUACUCAAUACUUCCUGUCACGGUUGCCGGUUGCCACUUAUAUUUGGGUUAGGGGUCAAAUAUUCUAACUAACCUUUAUAACUGAUCCCUAGGUUCGAACUAGAAUAAAGUUGAGUACUCUAUUUUUGAAAUAAACUUGGUUUUAUUUCACUAAAACUUUAAACAGAGAUUUUAAACUUUUUUUGACUUUUUGUACAACAACAAUAAUUAAUCACAAAUGGAUAUUUCAACAAUAUAUGAAACUUUUAAAUAUUUAUAAAAUAAAUAUCACUUUUGAUUCCCUAACAAUAUAUAUAUAUAUAUAUAUAUAUAUAUAUAUAUAUAUAUAUAUAUAUAUAUAUAUUAACAAUAUCUAGCUACUAAAAAAAAUGAUGGUAUCCACUGCCUUUAAGAUGACCUGUAAAUAGUCCUAUAUGUAGAAGAUUGGUGACUUCUGCCCCACAGUCUUCAGUUAUUGCUCUAUAGGUGACUUAGUAGCUUGUAGUAACAUAUAAACAACUCUACUGCAAAACCCUUAAAGCUAUCAUUAAAACUUUUCAUAAGACAAAAUAAAUUGUUUUCCUGCAUUAAUAAAGUUUUAUUUUUGAAUUUCGAGGAGACCAAGAAAACCUCAAAACCAUACAUUCUAACAAAAUUUUACUUACAAGCUUUUGCAGUGUCGCUGUCAAUAUGUUUAAAUUAUUCUCUCUUUUUUUGAGUUUAGUUGGGAUGAUCUUGCAUUGCAUUUGAUUAUGAAUCACAAGUUGUUAAGACACUUAAUUUCUAUAAGAUCCCAUUUUGAUCUUCUGUUAUUAUGUCCUCCGUAUUGCAUCUAUGGCUUUUCUGACCACACAUCAAGUUCUGAAGGAAUGGUAAGUUCCUUGUAGCUUUGAAAUGCUGUCUUUAUUCAGACAUUAUAAUUACAGACUUCCAUGAUAUGUGGAUGUGGUAAAGGGCGUAACCGUUGUGGAUAACUCAAUCCCUGAUGAAUGACUUAUAAAGAUUAAAUUUAAAGAUUUAGCUUGCCUGACCAUCUCCUCACCAUUGUAGCUUCUGACCUGCUGAUAGUUGAUGUAUUUCUCUCUGGUGACUCAAAUGAAAAUAUAAGUUUUGUGGUGAUUUUGAUACCUUGAUUUUAUAAUAAUUCUUGAGGCAAAAAAGUUUCACUACUUUCAAAUUCUAUUUCCAUACAUUUUGAAUUCAGAAUAUACCCAAUUAUGUUAUUUAUCUCAUAAAAUACUAUAAGUAAAUAUACUAUUGCAUCAACUUUAUUAACUAUCCCUGACUAUGAUUGAGUAGCAAUGGUGUUUUUAAAUAAUUAAUUUGAUCAAUUAUUGGAUUUAUAUCAAUUUCAUUUCUAUUAUGAAGUUUUAAACAAAAAUACAUCAUUGCUUAAGACACAAGAUGAUGGAUUAAUAUUUUUGUUAAUAUUAUAAUAAAUAUUAUUACUAAUAUUUUAAGGUUACGAUAAUGACCUGAAGAUCACUUAUAUUAUUGUCCAAAUUUCUGAUCAAAACUUUUCACCUAUUAUCAGUGACCAUUAAUUUAGUUUCAGUUAUAUUGCAUCAUUUAAAUCCUAAUUAUAAAUUGAUUGAACGAUCAUUGUAAUAGUCAUUAAAAUAAUAUUAUUAGUUAAAUAGUAAGAAAUUCUGUUUAGUCUAAUUAAUAUAUUAUUUAUCAAAAAGAAUAAUGUCAUAUUUGUAUUCAAAUAGUUUUGUAUACUUAUAACGUUUGAUAGUUGUUUAUUAAAUAUUUUAGCCGAUUUUUUAAAUUUGUUUGAUAUAUAAACUUUUAUUUUGUUAAAUUGUUAUAGAAGGUCUACGAUCUUCAUUUUUGUUAUUAUUUUAACUAAUAUUUAUAUUCUAUUUUAAUUUUUCAGUAUACUCUGAUAUACCAGAUAUGCUUAAGUUAGGCUGUGUCUUUUAUUUUCUUUAAUUUUUUUAUAUUUUUAUUUAAUGUUUCUGUCAAAAUGUUUGAUGAUUUUGGACAUACUUUAGAACUCUAAUGAUCAUUUUCUAAUUUGAAACUGGGUUUGUUUAGGAAUAUGUGGAGAAGAGGAAUGAGUCGCCUCUCGCAGAAAAACAAGACACGGCUUAACUUAUUAAACCAUUUAUAGGUUGAAUUACUAAAAAAAAGAAACUUUAAGAAAACAGCUCAAAAGCUAUGUUACUGAAUGGUAACAAUAGAAAGCUUUUGCCGAGGAAGUAUACUUCAAAUUCAAAUUCUAUUGUAUAUAUAUUUUUUAAUGUUUUAUAUAUAGAGAUGAAGAAGAGCUUAAUAAUAUUUUGAAUUAAUUAAAACCUAGGUUCAUAUAGCUAACAGAUUCUAGAAGACCAAUUAUUUGUUUGCAAUAUAGAUGAAUAUGUUUUUAAAAUUUUUUUUUUCUCAUGUUUUAAUUAGUUCUCAAUAUUGUUCUUUCACGUGUAUAUAUAUUUUAUUGCCAACUGUUGUAUAAUUCCUACCAAUUUUUAUAUCGAAAAAUGUAAAGAUUAUAUAAAGAUAUAAGAAAUAUUUUAUUAUCUUAUUUGACUGUUUUUAUUUUGGGUUGCCAAUUGUGACUCAAAUAUGUAUACAUGGCUGAAGCAUGAAAUGUUUUAAUACUAAAGGACAGAAAAAAAAGAAAGAAAAGUAAAAUUGAAUAUCAUCGGUUGAAACAAUUUUUUCUUAAAAGACUGAUUUCGAAAAUUAACAGCCUCUUCAGAAUAUUACAAAUCUGAAUUAUAAAUAAUCUUUUUUGUCUUUCAUUUUUGUACUUUUCUAAAAUAACUGUUAAGAUGUGUAAAGCCCAAUAAGCAAAGUAGGCAUUCUAUUUUAAUUUUGGAAAAAAAUAAUAAUUUUUUCUGCUAUAUUUGAUUUUUGCUAAGGCUUCUUCCUGACUCUUGUGUUAUUAUUUAACACAUGCCUGUUGUUGAUAUUCUAAGCAUUAUUUGUCAUUAGAAAAAUAUUUGUUUAAAUUUCAAUUCAUUAGCGGUGCAAUUUUUUGAUCUGAUGUAUACUCUGUUCAGUCAUUAUUAUUGUAUUUCAUAUGCUUUGUUGAAUGUUUAAUUGUUAUUUGUUACUUUAGUAAAGAAAAUUUUAUUUGGCAUGAGUGUCAUAUUGGGCAGCUUGUUUUUUCUGUCUUCAUAUGUUUGCUAUGAUGUGUGGUAGUUGAUAGUUCCUUCUGUUCAGUUAUUUGUACAAUGUAUUUUACCAUGAAAGAAAAUAACUAAACAAAAUUAUAAAUUGUACAUUGUUUCAUCUGUGAGCCAUGUGUAAAUAAACCGUAAAGAGAUUACAUAUCCUAUUGGAUUUUUUUUUUAAUUUAGUUUUC
This is a messenger RNA of Nezara viridula (southern green stink bug), 9971 nucleotides long. NCBI's taxonomy places the organism in Eukaryota, Metazoa, Arthropoda, Insecta, Hemiptera, Pentatomidae. The record is from the annotation of a GenBank genome assembly.